AUGAAGAUUUCAAAAGCAUGUGUCCUCGCUCUCAUCACCUUCUUCACCCCGAACACCGCAGUGGUGAUUCCAGAAACCUCUACUCGAGACGGAGAUCUGGUCCCAUUCAACAUGACCACUGCCGAAAUCCCCCCACCAUUCGUCGUACUCUCCUCCUCUCCCUCCCCCACGAAGACCAAACGCGAUGAGGCCAAAGAAUCCUACAGAAUAAUCAAUGUGGUUCAGAAACCCUGGCCCUGGCAAAAAAAUAAACCAAAAGUAAAGCCCAAGGUUACACCACGUCCAUGCCCAUACCCAAAGACUCGCCCAUGCAUCACGCAAAAAGAGAUCGAUCAAGGAUGGCAUGAUAAGGCAGGAUGUUACAGCAGAUCCUGGUUUUUCACCUGGGGGUCUACACAUUGUUGGGACGCGGGAGAUGAUUGUGUUAAGCCAGAUUGCAGAUAUUAA
This is a messenger RNA of Botrytis byssoidea, 447 nucleotides long. RefSeq lists its product as uncharacterized. Bases 1 to 447 code for a protein of 148 amino acids. The transcript has a single exon. NCBI's taxonomy places the organism in Eukaryota, Fungi, Ascomycota, Leotiomycetes, Helotiales, Sclerotiniaceae. The record is from RefSeq and is a predicted model, not a curated record.